UCAACCUUCAUCGACGUUACAAUUAUCAUACUAGAAAAUGACUGGACGCGGCAAGGGUGGAAAAGGACUUGGCAAAGGAGGAGCCAAGCGUCACCGAAAAGUGUUGCGUGACAACAUCCAGGGCAUCACUAAACCUGCAAUCCGUCGUUUGGCUCGUCGUGGUGGAGUUAAGAGAAUUUCCGGUCUCAUUUACGAAGAAACCAGAGGAGUGCUGAAGGUAUUUCUGGAAAACGUUAUUCGUGACGCCGUUACUUACACCGAACAUGCGAAGAGGAAGACUGUCACCGCCAUGGAUGUCGUUUACGCUCUGAAGCGGCAGGGACGUACUCUGUACGGAUUCGGGGGUUAAUUUAGUAUCAUCGACUCAGAACAAAAAACCGGCCCUUUUCAGGGCCACCAUAUAAAUUUAAAAGGUGUUUUAGAAUUGACUUUCUUGCCAGAAUGUGAAAGGUUGAAGUGAUGUGGUGGAGCGUUCAUCAAUCUGCGGGUGUUAAGCUUAAAUCAACGUAGGUCCUGCUGGUUACCGCUACUAAUCCAGUACCGACAAUAUUCUGCAUACAUUUUGGUGUGGUAGUUCCAGAUACGUCGUGCACUUCCGGAAUCGAGAGAAGAAAUUAAUGAAAACGCCUGAGUUGU
Messenger RNA from Ochlerotatus camptorhynchus, 636 nucleotides. RefSeq names its product histone H4. NCBI's taxonomy places the organism in Eukaryota, Metazoa, Arthropoda, Insecta, Diptera, Culicidae. Gene Ontology annotation, molecular function: structural constituent of chromatin; DNA binding; protein heterodimerization activity. Gene Ontology annotation, cellular component: nucleosome. The transcript has a single exon. The coding region runs from base 38 to 349 and encodes 103 amino acids. The record is from RefSeq and is a predicted model, not a curated record. Gene Ontology annotation, biological process: nucleosome assembly.